Messenger RNA from Penicillium daleae, 1020 nucleotides. RefSeq names its product amidohydrolase family protein. NCBI's taxonomy places the organism in Eukaryota, Fungi, Ascomycota, Eurotiomycetes, Eurotiales, Aspergillaceae. The coding region runs from base 1 to 1020 and encodes 339 amino acids. Gene Ontology annotation, cellular component: cytoplasm; cytosol. The transcript is spliced from 2 exons. Gene Ontology annotation, molecular function: carboxy-lyase activity; hydrolase activity. Gene Ontology annotation, biological process: secondary metabolic process. The record is from RefSeq and is a predicted model, not a curated record.
AUGACUUUCAGAGGUACCGUCGCUCUGGAAGAGGCGGUUAUUGACCCGGCAACAACUUGGAUUCUAAGUGAAUCUCAGCAUAUCCUGACUCCAGGAGAUGCGGGUAAAGCUGCGGUAGAAUCCCACAAGCAACGCUUGCUGGACAUCGACGGGCGAUUGGCUUCUAUGGACGCGGAAGGUGUAGAGUAUAUGCUGCUCUCAUUGACUGCGCCUGGCUGCCAGGGAAUCGCGGACCAGAAGCUGUCGGAACAAACUGCCACUGGAUUCAACAACUGGCUUGCUGGCGAGGUCGCCAAGAGGCCCUCUCACUUUGGCGGGAUGGCAGCUAUCUCAAUGCAUGAUCCUGCCCAGGCAGCCGGGGAAUUGAAAAGAGCCGUUCAGGAAUUGGGAUUCUUUGGAGCGAUGAUCAACGAUUUUCAAAGCGUGAAGGUCGGCGAGAAACAAUACUAUGAUACGGCAGCCUAUGACCCGUUUUGGAGAGUGGCAGAGGAGCUCGACGUACCAAUUUACUUGCAUCCUCGCUAUCCAGAACUCUCCGAUCUUCAGCCCGACACGAAAUAUGGAGCUCGUUUACAUUUACUUGGGGCAGGGGUUCAAUUCCACUUGGAUCUGUCUUUCCACAUCUAUGCCCUUUGCGCGUCCGGUGUUUUUGACCGCUUUCCUCGCUUGAAGCUUGUUGCCGGACACCUCGGCGAGAACAUUCCACUCAACCUCUGGCGAGCCUCGCACUGGUACAACAAGCCAAGCAAGAAGGCCACUCGUCCCUCACUGCAUGACUACAGCUACUACUUCCGGAAGAAUAUCUUCAUCACUACAUCGGGCAACUUUUCGACUCCUGGAUUAGAAUUCUGCAUCCAGGAGCUUGGAGUAGAAAGAUGUUUGUACUCGAUAGAUACACCAUAUGAUCAGGUCAAGGAAGCCCAGGAAUGGUGGCGGACGGUGGAAUUGAAAGAUAAUCACAAGGAAUUGGUGGGCAGGGAGAAUGCGAUUCGUCUGUUCAAGCUGCCGAUUCAGAUCUAA